Molecule: messenger RNA, 6448 nt
Organism: Pseudopipra pipra
Lineage: Eukaryota; Metazoa; Chordata; Aves; Passeriformes; Pipridae
Gene: RPTOR
Product: regulatory associated protein of MTOR complex 1
Exons: 35
Coding region: 117-4172 (1351 amino acids)
Biological process (GO): regulation of autophagy; cellular response to amino acid stimulus; positive regulation of protein serine/threonine kinase activity
Cellular component (GO): cytoplasm; TORC1 complex
Molecular function (GO): protein-macromolecule adaptor activity; protein binding
Source: RefSeq, a predicted model, not a curated record
GCGCCGCCUCCCGCCGCCCUCGGCCCGUCGCCCCCCUCCCGGCGGAGGGACCCCCGGCCCCGCUGGGUGCCGGGCUGGACAUCGCCGCGCACGUGCCGCCCGCAGCCGCCCCGCCGAUGGAGUCCGAGAUGCUGCAGUCGCCUCUGCUGGGGCUCGGCGAGGAGGAUGAGUCCGACCUGACGGACUGGAACCUGCCCCUGGCCUUCAUGAAGAAGAGGCACUGCGAGAAGAUCGAAGGCUCCAAGUCUUUGGCCCAGAGCUGGAGGAUGAAGGACCGGAUGAAGACUGUAAGUGUUGCCUUAGUUUUGUGCCUAAAUGUCGGCGUGGACCCUCCUGAUGUGGUGAAAACAACUCCCUGUGCCCGCCUGGAAUGCUGGAUCGAUCCUCUGUCCAUGGGGCCUCAGAAGGCUCUGGAAACCAUCGGGGCCAACCUGCAGAAGCAGUACGAGAACUGGCAGCCAAGGGCCAGGUACAAGCAGAGCCUGGACCCGACGGUGGACGAGGUGAAGAAGCUGUGCACGUCCCUGCGGCGCAACGCCAAGGAGGAGCGGGUGCUGUUCCACUACAACGGGCACGGCGUGCCCCGGCCCACCGUCAACGGGGAGAUCUGGGUCUUCAACAAGAACUACACUCAGUACAUCCCACUCUCCAUAUACGACCUGCAGACCUGGAUGGGGAGUCCCUCCAUCUUCGUCUACGACUGCUCCAACGCCGGCCUUAUUGUCAAGUCCUUCAAGCAAUUUGCACUACAGAGGGAGCAGGAGCUGGAGGUGGCUGCCAUCAACCCCAACCACCCCCUGGCGCAGAUGCCGCUGCCCCCCUCCAUGAAGAACUGCAUCCAGCUGGCAGCCUGCGAGGCCAACGAGCUGCUGCCCAUGAUCCCCGACCUGCCAGCCGACCUGUUCACCUCCUGCCUCACCACCCCCAUCAAGAUCGCCCUUCGCUGGUUCUGCAUGCAGAAGAGUGUCAGGCUGGUGCCAGGAGUCACGCUGGAUUUAAUAGAGAAGAUUCCUGGAAGGCUGAACGACAGGAGGACUCCCCUGGGAGAGCUGAACUGGAUCUUCACAGCCAUCACAGACACCAUCGCCUGGAACGUCCUGCCCAGGGAUCUUUUCCAGAAGCUCUUCCGGCAGGACCUGCUCGUGGCCAGUUUGUUCCGGAACUUUCUCCUGGCAGAGAGGAUCAUGAGGUCGUACAACUGCACCCCCGUGAGCAGCCCCCGGCUCCCCCCCACCUACAUGCACGCCAUGUGGCAAGCCUGGGACCUGGCUGUUGACAUUUGCCUUUCCCAGUUACCCACAAUUAUCGAGGAGGGAACUGCCUUCAGGCACAGCCCCUUCUUCGCGGAGCAGCUCACGGCGUUCCAGGUGUGGCUGACCAUGGGCGUGGAGAACCGCAACCCCCCGGAGCAGCUGCCCAUCGUCCUGCAGGUGCUGCUGAGCCAGGUACACCGACUGCGAGCUCUGGAUCUGCUGGGAAGAUUCCUGGACCUGGGUCCCUGGGCUGUCAGUUUGGCCCUCUCUGUUGGCAUUUUCCCGUAUGUGCUGAAGCUGCUUCAGAGUUCAGCCCGUGAGCUGCGACCACUCCUUGUCUUCAUCUGGGCCAAAAUCCUGGCAGUGGACAGUUCGUGCCAGGCUGACCUGGUGAAGGACAAUGGACACAAGUAUUUCCUUUCUGUUCUGGCAGAUCCUUAUAUGCCAGCUGAACACAGGACAAUGACAGCAUUUAUCCUGGCUGUGAUUGUGAACAACUACAACACUGGGCAGGAAGCCUGCCUUCAGGGGAACCUGAUUGCCAUUUGCCUGGAGCAGCUGAACGACCCCCACCCGCUCCUCAGGCACUGGGUGGCCAUUUGUCUGGGCCGGAUUUGGCAGAACUUUGACUCGGCCAGGUGGUGUGGAGUGAGAGACAGCGCUCACGAGAAGCUCUACAGUCUCCUCUCGGAUCCAAUCCCAGAGGUUCGCUGUGCCGCCGUCUUCGCCCUGGGGACGUUCGUGGGGAACUCAGCGGAGCGCACGGACCACUCCACCACCAUCGACCACAACGUGGCCAUGAUGCUGGCCCAGCUCAUCAACGACGGCAGCCCCAUGGUGCGCAAGGAGUUGGUGGUGGCCCUGAGUCACCUGGUGGUUCAGUACGAGAGCAAUUUCUGCACUGUGGCUUUGCAGUUCAUAGAAGAGGAGAAGAAUUACCCUCUGCCUUCUCCAGCUGCCACAGAGGGGGGCAGCCUGACGCCGGUGCGGGACGGGCCGUGCACGCCGCGGCUGCGCUCGGUCAGCUCCUACGGCAACAUCCGAGCCGUCACCACGGCCAGGAACCUCAACAAGUCCUUGCAGAACCUCAGCCUGAAUGAGGAGUCUGGAAGCUCUGUUGCAUUUUCCCCUGGGAAUCUGAGCACGAGCAGCAGUGCCAGCAGCACCUUGGGCAGCCCCGAGAACGAGGAGUACAUCCUGUCCUUUGAGACCAUCGACAAGAUGAGACGAGUCAGCUCCUACUCCUCCCUGAACUCCCUCAUAGGUGUGAGUUUCAACAGUGUUUAUACCCAAAUUUGGAGAGUGCUCCUUCACUUGGCUGCCGACCCCUACCCCGACGUCUCUGACCUGGCCAUGAAGGUUCUCAACAGCAUUGCCUACAAGGCCACGGUCAACGCUCGCCCCCAGCGCAUCCUGGACACCUCCUCGCUCACCCAGUCGGCCCCCGCCAGCCCCACCAACAAGGGGAUGCACAUCCACCAAGUGGGAGGGUCCCCCCCAACCACGAGCACGAGCAGCUCCAGCCUGACCAACGAUGUGACCAAGCAGCCCGUGAGCCGGGACAUGGCGUCCGUGCGACCUGCCAACGUGGGCAACAUGGGGGUCCAGUACACCCCCCACUCCCACCAGUUCCCCAGGACGAGGAAAAUGUUCGACAAAGGGCCAGAACAGACGGCCGACGAUGCCGACGACGCCGUCGGGCACAAGAGUUUCAUCUCGGCCUCGGUGCAGACGGGCUUCUGCGACUGGAGCGCCAAGUACUUUGCUCAGCCCGUGAUGAAGAUCCCUGAAGAGCACGACCUGGAGAGCCAGAUCCGCAAGGAGAGGGAGUGGCGGUUCCUGCGCAACGCCCGGGUCAGGAAGCAGGCCCAGAAGAUCAUCCAGAAGGGGAUUUCCCGGCUGGACGAUCAGAUCUUCCUCAACAGGAACCCGGGCGUGCCCUCGGUGGUGAAGUUCCACCCCUUCACGCCCUGCAUCGCCGUGGCCGACAAGGACAGCAUCUGUUUUUGGGACUGGGAGAAAGGGGAGAAGCUGGACUAUUUCCACAACGGGAACCCUCGGUACACCCGGAUCACAGCGAUGGAGUACCUGAAUGGACAGGACUGCUCCUUGCUGCUGACUGCCACAGAUGAUGGUGCCAUCAGAGUGUGGAAGAACUUUGCAGACCUGGAGAAGAACCCAGAGAUGGUGACGGCCUGGCAGGGGCUGUCGGACAUGCUGCCAACCACACGAGGUCUGGCCCGAAGGGUUUCAAUCUAUCUUGACAGAAGUAAGCAGGGAGGGGCAGGGAUGGUGGUCGACUGGGAACAAGAAACUGGGCUCCUGAUGACCUCGGGAGAUGUGAGGAUAAUCCGGAUCUGGGACACGGAUCGGGAAAUGAAAGUACAGGACAUCCCCACUGGAGCUGACAGCUGUGUCACCAGCCUCUCCUGCGACUCCCACCGCUCGCUCAUCGUGGCGGGGCUGGGGGACGGCUCCAUCCGCGUGUUCGACAGGAGGAUGGCCCUCAGCGAAUGCCGGGUCAUGACCUACCGGGAGCACACGGCCUGGGUGGUGAAGGCCUACCUGCAGAAACACCCCGAGGGCAACAUCAUGAGCGUCAGCGUCAACGGGGACGUGCGGUUCUUCGACCCCCGCAUGCCCGAGUCCAUGAAGGUCCUGCAGAUCGUCAAGGGGCUCACGGCCCUCGACAUCCACCCCCAGGCCAACCUCUUCGCCUGUGGCUCCAUGAAUCAGUUCACUGCUAUCUACAACGGGAACGGGGAGCUGAUCAACAACAUCAAAUACUACGACGGGUUUAUGGGACAGAGAGUCGGAGCCAUCAGCUGCCUGGCCUUCCACCCUCACUGGCCCCACCUGGCCGUCGGGAGCAAUGACUACUACAUCUCGGUGUACUCGGUGGAGAAGCGGAUCAGAUAACGGCGAGCGAGGGUCGGGGCAGGGCCUCCUGUACAUAGUGAAAUCAUCGACUUGAAUGUUUCGUGUUGGCUGCUGCUGCACCCCAUAACUUGAACAUUUGUUUUUCUGACUUAGCUACUGAUGGGUUUGACAAGGGGAAGAGACAAUCUCCUUUUUUUGUUUUUGUUUUGUUUCGUUUUCCAGCUAUAUCCUCUAAAAGCUACAGAAAAGGAACAUUUAUUUUUGUUUCCAGUGGUUGGCUUCUCUGUCAGAAACACAGCUCCUGAGCUUGGAAGGACUUGGAUGAGGCAACACCCUUGAGAAGGGUCUUGUUUUAGUCUUUGUUCCUUGUUUUGCUGGAGCGUAGGUUGCUUCAAGGACUAAGUCAGGACUCACCUACAGCUCCAUGGGACCCUCCCGCUGCUGCCAACCCUGUGCCAAACAGAAUUCCUGGGACAGGGCAGCGAGACCCGAGCUGUCUGUCUGCAUGGGAUGUACCUGCUCCUGCACUGCUGAGCGGGGCAAGGGAGGCAGGGAAGUGACUCCUCUGCAUGAACCUCCUCCUCCCUCCCUGCAGCGUCCUCUCCACUGGAAGCAAGGACAGAAGGUGACCUGGUGGCCCAGGGAGGCAGGAAUCCUGGGAGAAGGGGCUCAAGGAGAUGAGAAGAGCAGGGCAGGAUGCCCCACACUGUAAGGCUGCACAUGAGGAAGAAGAGGGAAGGAAGAGAACGAAGAUCUCCAACGUCCCACCAAGCCUGGAGCAAGUCACUUGUGUCACCACAUUCCACCCAAGCCCACAGUGCUGGUGGGGAGUCUGGGACACUUUGGCACUGUCCCUCCUGCUGCCACUGUCCUUCUGCCCACGAGAACUCCACAGACACGUCUGGUCCCCUGGGAGCUCUGCCCGGGCAGCGAGGGGGCCCCAGGGCCAGUCCAUGAGCAGGUGGUCACUGAGGUGGUGGUGAGGGUCUGGACACUGCACACACUGUGUGGCCAUGGCUGUGGCUUGUCUGUCCCUGGAACUGGGCAUGGAACCACCUGGGCUGAGCACGAGAGAAUCACUAAGGAGGGGGAAGACAGCAGGUCACCUGCUUUGAGCAAAGCACCUUUGUCACAGCUAUCCAGGGAGAGCCUGCUCCGUCUUCCGCACCUUCCAUGUCUCAGUAAUGAAUGUUUUUGUCCCCUGGGAUCCGUGCAGGGUCUGAAAAUGGGUGUGGGAAGGGGGAGGCCAAGCCAAAGGACAGGAUUCCUUCCAGAGGUGGGAUGUACCUGGCUGAGAGCAGAACUUGCUCUGUGCAAAACUGACUGUGGCAACCUACGAGGUCCAGAAAUUCCCAGUUUUUCUUCCAGCCAGUCUCAUGGGAUCUGCAGACUCUCAGCAAACAGCCAGCCAUGGUGAAGGAAACACUGGUGAGGGAAGGGGUGAGAAACCUUCUGUCCCUGUGCUGACGGUGACUUCACCUCUGCCACACCCCCUGUGGUGUGUCUGACCCGUCACUGCUGCUGCUGCCCCACGUCUCGUCUCGUGUUCCUGCAUGUGCUGAGGCACCUGGGCCAGGGCCGGGGAGGUGGCCUGGUGGCCAUCCCAAGGUGCCACACACACGUCAGGACUCAGGCUUGGGAGAGGGUCCUCAAACCACGGCCGGGCGCCGGGGCCUCACCGAGCGCCAUCCCCCGCGUCAGGGAGGCCAAGGGCCACGUCACAGGAUGAUGAAUCAAAGGCUUUAAACUUAAAAACUACCUAAAAAUCCACUUUUCAGUUACCCAAAGUUAAUUAUGGUCUAACAGAGCUGUGCCUCUUCCCGACCCGCUCCCGCGCUGCUCCGGCGCGGCCCCGGCGGGGUCCCCUCCACGGGAGAGCCAGAGUUUGGGAUCACACGUAACCCAUUAACAUUCACAGCUUAAAAAAACAAUAGAUUUUUAACUUAUAUCAGUGUAUUUGUUGAAAGACCAGGAAACACCUGGCGAAAGGGGAAGGUGCGUGGUGGGAGCCGCUGCUCCUGCCAGGCUCUGGUGCAGCCCCACAUCCAGGACGUGGGAUCUUAAGGAACUUGGGCUGUUGAGCUUUCUCCUGAGGGUGUGUGGGCUGUGCUUCCACAGGUCUGAUGCAGAGAUUCAAUCAUGGAGUUUAACCAAGGAUCUGGAGAGUGUCCUACCUUAAAAGUUCACUUAUCUCUAUUUAUUUUAUAAAAAUAAGAUUUAAAAAAAAAAUAUAUAAAAACCCCCACACGAUUGUAAUGUGAGAGUAAAACAAUUACAGACAAAUAAAUGGUUAAUAAAAAAUAAAUGCAGAAACA